Hemibagrus wyckioides is the source of this 1436-nucleotide messenger RNA. It is a transcript of the gene phb1, whose product is annotated as prohibitin. NCBI's taxonomy places the organism in Eukaryota, Metazoa, Chordata, Actinopteri, Siluriformes, Bagridae. The record is from RefSeq and is a predicted model, not a curated record. Bases 110 to 925 code for a protein of 271 amino acids. Gene Ontology annotation, cellular component: mitochondrion; membrane. Gene Ontology annotation, biological process: mitochondrion organization. The transcript is spliced from 7 exons.
UCAGUCUUGCGCAUGCUCACAAAGCACACGCGUUCAUGUGUUUCUUACGUCGGCUCCGGUGGAGGUCACAGUGAACCGUCAGAAGCCUGGACCCUGACUCUCUGUUGCCAUGGCAAAGCUGUUCGAGUCCAUUGGGAAGUUGGGAUUGGCCUUGGCCAUCGGAGGAGGCGUGGUUAACUCUGCCCUCUACAAUGUCGAUGCUGGCCACAGAGCGGUCAUCUUUGACCGUUUUAGAGGAGUACAGGAAACUGUGACUGGAGAAGGAACACACUUCCUGAUUCCUUGGGUACAGAAACCCAUCAUUUUCGACUGCAGGUCCAGACCACGCAAUGUUCCUGUUGUCACUGGAAGCAAAGAUUUGCAGAAUGUGAACAUCACUCUGAGAAUAUUGUUCAGGCCUGUAGCAAGUCAACUACCGAGGAUCUUCACCAGCAUUGGUGAGGACUAUGAUGAAAGAGUGCUUCCUUCCAUCACCACUGAAGUGCUGAAGGCUGUCGUGGCCAGGUUCGAUGCAGGAGAACUGAUCACUCAAAGAGAGCUCGUGUCCAGGCAGGUCAGCGAAGAUCUGACCGAGAGAGCGUCCACUUUCGGCCUGAUCCUCGAUGAUGUCUCACUGACUCAUCUGACAUUCGGCAAAGAGUUCACAGAGGCUGUGGAAAUGAAGCAGGUGGCCCAACAGGAAGCUGAAAGAGCGAGAUUCGUUGUAGAGAAAGCAGAGCAGCAGAAACAGGCGGCCAUCAUCUCAGCAGAAGGUGAUUCUCAGGCUGCGCUGCUCAUUGCCAACUCUCUGGCCGUGGCAGGGGACGGCCUGGUGGAGCUGAGGAAGCUGGAGGCAGCUGAGGACAUCGCCUUCCAACUCAGCCGCUCACGCAACGUCACCUACCUGCCCUCGGGUCAGGGCACACUGCUGCAACUGCCCCAGUGAGGAGCAUACAUACACAAACAAACAUGAGCCCACACACUUUAGUGCACUUCCCCUUCCCGGAUAACUCGAUAAAGGAGACAUGGCAGGGAGAAAGAGCAAAGCUGAAGGUCUACCCAGGACACUCUCCCCUCCUUUUAAUCAGUCUCACUAUCUCUGUGGCUGAAGUUACGGACUGGAGAUUUUCCACCAGUGAAAUGAAACACAGCAGCUCUGCAGUGUGUGUGUGUUUGUUUGUGCAAUAUAACGUAAUAUGUUAAUUCUGUAUUAAAGGCUAAAGGCUGAAACUCCCCUCCCAAAACAGCACUGGAGACUUCAAGGAUAAGAAAUUAGAUAAAAUCCAGUUAAUAGUGGGUGAAAUCAGUUCAUGUGUUAGUUUCGCUCUCUGUCCCUUUUAGCCUGACUGUUUUCCUUUCUUGUCUGUAUUGUUUUUCUAAUCGUGUGGCAGAAAGCACACAUGUGCAUUCCAGAAGUCACAGACUAGUGAAUUAAAAUCAUUUCUACUGAAAUGCAA